UCCAGUCUUUGUCUGGAUGACAGUAGUGCUCUAUUGGCUGAAAUCCAGUAACUGAAACUGAGAACUUCAUUCACUAAACCUAGGCAUACAUUUCGAAGAAUUUUAAUGACAUUUAAUAGCUUAUAUUUAACACUACUAAGUACAAUACCAACACUUCACUUAGCUCUAUUACACCAGUCACCGAGCAGCUGCUCCUUCUCCAACAUAGACUCCAGAGUAAAUGGCUGCGAUCCACAGGAUACAUCUGCAAUAUGGUGCAAUGUUUUUUGCAUUGCUGGGCUGUGUGCUUACCUGCGUUAGUACUUUUGUGCCUCUCUGGAAGAAUCUGAACCUAGAUCUGAAUGAACUGGAAAUGUGGAACAUGGGACUAUGGCAGACUUGCAUAAUCCAAGAUGAAGGUCCUACCGAGUGCAAGGAUUUUGAUUCGUUUUUGGCAUUGCCAUUUCCACUUAGGAUGUCUAGAAUCCUGAUGUUUCUCUCAGACGGCCUGGGGAUUAUUGGUCUCUUAGUGUCAGUCAUGUGCUUGGAUUGCUUAAAGACUGGAGAAAUGGACAACAAAAGGAAAUGUACCAUUUUUGGAGGAACAUUGUUCUGGGCCUCGGGUAUCACUGCACUAGUUCCAGUCUCUUGGAUGGCUUAUGAUAUAGUCCAAGAAUUUUGGGAUGAAUCAAUCCCGGAAAUUGUCCCCAGGUGGGAGUUUGGAGAAGCUAUGUUCAUGUGCUGGUUUGGCUCAUUCUUCCUUAUGUUAGGGGGCUCAUUGUUGCUUUGCUCCUUGCUUUGUGUGGCUGAAAAACCAACUAUUCGGAGCUUGGAUAAAAAUACACUCAGACAACUAUAUGAACCUGCUUCUCAACCAAGCAGAUAUCCGGAUCUGAUCGUCUGAAGACCAUAGAACUUAGCAGAUACCCUGUUAUAACUAUAUACUCCUGGUGGACUUGGACGAAAAAAACUUUGAUCGAGUACUUAAAUAUUUGCAUAUAUAUUUAUAUUACACUGGAAACACACAUCCUGCACUGUAAGGAUGGGGAACUCAUCUUAUAUGUAUCUGUACUCAUUAGUAUAGUAGAUAUUAUACAUAUACUGUUGUGUGUUGUUUAGCAAAUUAAUAUUACAAAUCCCAGAAAUAAUGCAUGUUUUCAAAUGUUUAAUGUGAUGUUAUAACUGUAGUACUAUUUUAGUUGACAUUCACUUCUUAAGCAAAAGUUUAAUAUCAAAGCACUUUUUUGUAAAGUAUUUAUGCAGUUGCAUUAAGUAUGAUGUGGCUGCCCGGUUUUGUCAAUCUUAUUACAUUAUGGCAGAUUACAUGUACCCAAUCAAUACACUAAAUGCAAGAAAUACAAUACCUUUACACUUGUCUGGUACUCUUCCUUCAUGCACUGCUGGCUAUUAGGUCUCUCCUUGGUUGUGCAUGUUCAUGUAUUAGGAUAUUUGGUGAAGUGUGCUACUAUAAAUAAGUUAGCAGCAGCAGCAAUAAAAAGCAAUAGGUAUAAGUUAGCAGCAGUAGCAGCGUUUUUUGCUCUUGUAAACGGACACACAGGCCAGGCAUUUCAAUUGAUGCAGAUACAUUAAUCAUAGGACAUGCAGGCAGAAUAGAGCAUGACUUCUCAACAACUGCACACUAACAGCAUUAUUCAGCCGCAGUCAUCCAUCUAUUAUAUCACCCACACAUCACAUGUUACAGCACAGCCAUGUUAAUCCAUUUCUGAGAAAUGUAAUAUUACCUACAGUGUAUUAGCUGCCAGUGUUUUAAGGAGGCCAAAUACUUAAGUAUUGUUUGUGUAACCCUUUCCAGACUCAUGAUAAUCCAUCUCGAUCAAGGCAUAAUUCACUUGCACAAACCUGCACAGAUGCUGGUCGUGACACUAAGGUGUUUUCUCGUCUUAGAAGAGGGACAUGAUUGUUGGUGGAAUAUUUACAGAACUUACUCUGAUUAUCCAAGAGGGUCACAAAUAUUUCAAAGAAAGAAAGAAUGUUGCUUAUACUUGCCUACUUUUGAAAAUUAAUUUCAGGGAGAUUGUGAAAGAAGCACCUAUCAGUGCGGACGUGUACUGCUACAUCUGAGAGGCGUAUCAUAAAAAUGACUUAAAUCCAAAUAUAAAUGAGCCCCAAAGUUAGUAAGAUCUACUAGUUGAAGAAAAGACACUGAUAUUUUUCAGGAUUUAUUUGUGUAUUGUGUUUUACAAGAGGUUCCAUAUACUGUACUGUAAGUGGCCACGAGAAACCUUAUUUAAAAUGUAUGUAGCCAUAGGGAUCAUUGUGCCUUAUAACCAAUAAAGGGAAAUGGCACUGAUGAUCCCAUUUGAAUGUAUAUGUCUCUUGAUUUUUUUUUUAAUCCCAAGCAUAUAACAGCUACAUAAUGGGGGUAAGGUGCAAUCAGGGAGAUUGCUGGUCUAUUUAGGGAGUCAGGGAGAUUGCUGCUAUUUCAGGGAGUCUCCUGCAGAAUGCGGGAGGAUAGGCAACUAUGAUGUUGGUUCAAUAAAGCCAUGAACUGUUAAAGAUAGUGAUGUUCCACCAGAUUCCUUUUUCAGAUUAUUGAAUCUGUGGGUGCUACUGUCAUUUUCCAUUGACAUUUCAAUUAGAUAAAAAAUGUAGCGAAAAUAUAAUCAGAGUAAAAACAGGAAAUGGUCAGUAACAUCAUCCUGACAUAUUGAAGUAUUAAACUCAUUAUUUUAUAAAAUGUUGCUCUUCUUUAAUAAUAUCUUCCGGGUAUAUAUAGAAUUCAAAUGUCUAGCUAUCACAUCCAUCACAAACAUAUACUGCGCUACAAAACCCUUCACAGCCUCCAUCUAUGUACCCCCUCCCCCAACUGUUAUUACUCAAAAAUUGUUAUCAGCGCUUGUGGCUUAAACUUUUAUUUUCUAAAUAUCCCAGACCGUGUGAAAUGACGUUAUUUUCUUGCAUAUUUGU
Molecule: messenger RNA, 2907 nt
Organism: Pseudophryne corroboree (corroboree frog)
Lineage: Eukaryota; Metazoa; Chordata; Amphibia; Anura; Myobatrachidae
Product: putative claudin-24
Exons: 1
Coding region: 221-883 (220 amino acids)
Biological process (GO): cell adhesion; bicellular tight junction assembly
Cellular component (GO): bicellular tight junction; plasma membrane
Molecular function (GO): structural molecule activity
Source: RefSeq, a predicted model, not a curated record